CGUCAGCCUACAACUUGACGUCAUUCUUCUGACGGUCCAAUCAUCUCUCGGGGUUUGUCCUCCAGACUUCUCCUCAAGAUUGUAACUUCCGUCUUGAGCUGGCUCGGUCUUUCUGAUCGUGACGUGUAUCACGGAGGAGUCCCUCAUACUGUACAGGUUGCUAAUAUGAAGUUAGCCAGUCCGGUAGCAGGUGAUAUUAAGUGAUUCGCGGGAGAGAAAUUAACGAACAAACUAUCUUUGGUCAGAGCUUCGGGAGCAAUAAUGCCUCUCAUGGUCGGCGGAGGACAUGGACGGGCUGGUAGAAGUGUAGUAUGUGUCUUGUUUCCGCUCGCCGCCGUGUUGUUGUUGUCGGUCGGAGUUGCUGCUGUUCCAGAGGAGCACAAACCGGUCCAGGAGCAGCCCCCACAAGAGAAAGCCCCAAGUCCUCAUCCACUGGGCCCAGUGGUGUCUGAGGAUGACUCCACCAAAGGAAACCUGGGCUUCAUCCACGCCUUUGUGGCCUCCAUCUCUGUCAUCAUCGUCUCAGAGUUGGGAGACAAGACAUUUUUCAUUGCAGCCAUCAUGGCCAUGCGUUACAACCGUCUCACUGUGCUGGCGGGCGCCAUGCUGGCCCUGGGACUCAUGACUUGUCUUUCUGUGCUGUUUGGCUACGCCACCACCAUCAUCCCUAGGAUCUACACGUACUAUGUGUCUACUGCUCUGUUUGCCAUCUUCGGUAUACGCAUGCUGAGAGAGGGGCUGAGGAUGAGUCCAGAUGAAGGCCAGGAGGAGCUGGAGGAGGUGCAGGCAGAGAUCAAGAAGAAGGACGAAGAGCUUCAGCGCUCCAAGCUGGCCAAUGGGACUCCAGAUGUUGAGGCUGGAUCAGGGACCACCCUGCCUCAGGGAAAGUGGCACAGCUUCAUCUCGCCCAUCUUCAUCCAAGCCCUCACCCUCACCUUCCUCGCAGAGUGGGGCGACCGCUCGCAGCUGACCACCAUCAUUCUGGCUGCACGGGAGGAUCCAUUUGGAGUUGCGGUGGGUGGCACACUUGGACAUUGUUUGUGUACAGGCCUGGCUGUGAUCGGUGGGAGAAUGAUUGCCCAGAAAAUAUCAGUCAGAACAGUUACAAUCAUUGGAGGUAUUGUUUUCCUGGCGUUCGCCUUCUCUGCCCUGUUCAUCAAGCCAGAAUCUGGAUUUUAAUUGGAUGAGAGACUUUGAUAUUUUCUCUGUACAUACGUGUAAAAUUUGGUCCAGUUGCUGUAGAAAGACUAGUUUUGACUCUGUAAGUGUCCAACAGAUCAUGUGACAAGUUUAAAGAGGGAGCCAAAGUCCCGUCCAGCUUCCCUAGAGAGCCUCUGUUCCACUGCAGCCUGUAACUCAGAGGGUGAAUCUAACAUAAUAAACAUUUCCCAGGAGUCCUAACCUGAGGUGGACACUAAAACCUCAUGGGAGGUGUAGUCGUUAAACGAAACAAUCAGUGUUUAAUCCUUAUAAAGUGAAUAAGAGGUUAGAUACACAUUUAUCUUAGAGCAGGAAACCUGGAAACCUCAGAAAGUCCAAACCCUUGAUGAGAAGAAAACACCCAGCAGCAGGUUUCAGUGGAAGAGAGGCUAACUAGGAGAGAAGGCCGAGCUGUGGCUUUCUGUGCGAGCUGUAUCCUCAUCACAAGGUGUGUGAGAGAAAGAAGACUUGUUGGAUUGUUACUGAUCGCUGCCCUCCGACCUGUCUCAGAAGCUCUGUGGCUCAGACACAGAUCCUCACAUGCAGUACUUUCCUCACACUCAGACGCUGAGUCCAUUUCAAAAUCUUUGCCUUGCCUUUUUGUUUUUUUUAAAAUGUUGCCUGGUUGAUUUUUGUCUAUUUAACUUGAGCCCAGGUGCUGGUGUUGCUCAGUUGUUUAUUCCACCUUCCUCUCCGGGUGACACUCCUUGCUGCAAACCAUUAAAAUCUCAGAAGAAGCGGGCCAUGCUGCGUACUGUCAGGAAAAACUAGAGACAGAACCAACAGCACAUAAUUAAGAAAUUGCUUGAAGUUUUCUUGAAUUUCCCUUAGUGGUUGCCCCGUUUGACUGCCAAGACACAAGCAGGUUUUUGUGUUAAAGAGAGGGAGGCCUGAACCACUAGAAUACCUCUGCGUCUGACAGACCUGCAUUAGGUACAGUAUCAAAAUACUAAACACACAUAGAGAUAUAGAUCAGGGGUCUUUAUAUUAACCCCAGUUUCAGGUGCUGACAGAGAACAGGUGAACGGGUUGAAGACAGUCCAGUACUCACUCUUCCUAUGUGGUUAAAGCCAUUUCUAGUAUGAACCUCGCUGCUUCCAUUUUUAAUGCCCCGAAUCCCAGAGUGGGUGUGACAGAAUGUAACCAUGACAGCAUCAGGUACAGAUCAAGUCACCACCAUGUUAUUUUGCCGUAAGCAGCUGCACCUCAACCAGCAAUGUACUUUGAACCUACAUUUCUCCUUUUAUUUAAACUGUAUGUAUUUAUUUAGCUUGACUUUUUUCUUCUUAGCAUAUAUGUACUGUAGACACAAAGGGUGGGACAGAGAGGACACUAGAAACAAGGAAUGGAAAUAUUUUUUUAAGUAAACAGGCUAAAGCUGCGUUGUCAAUAUUUGACAGGCUGUGCCCAGCUGUGAAAUACUUCUGUUUGUAAUACAGGUUGGUUUGAAAUGCCUAUAAAUCUGAACUGCUCAAUAAAGAUGUUUUAUGUGUUGUCUUA
Seriola dumerili (greater amberjack) is the source of this 2700-nucleotide messenger RNA. RefSeq names its product transmembrane protein 165 (gene tmem165). Gene Ontology annotation, cellular component: Golgi apparatus. Gene Ontology annotation, molecular function: calcium ion transmembrane transporter activity; manganese ion transmembrane transporter activity. NCBI's taxonomy places the organism in Eukaryota, Metazoa, Chordata, Actinopteri, Carangiformes, Carangidae. The transcript has 6 exons. The record is from RefSeq and is a predicted model, not a curated record. The coding region runs from base 262 to 1179 and encodes 305 amino acids. Gene Ontology annotation, biological process: calcium ion transmembrane transport; Golgi calcium ion transport; Golgi calcium ion homeostasis.